AUGGCUUCCAAAAUCCUCGUCAUCGGGGGCACCGGCGCCCAAGGCAUGCCCAUCAUCCAAGCUCUUGUGCAAGACAAGAAAUACUCCUGCCGCGUGCUCACGCGGGACGUGGCCUCUGCGCGGGCCAAAUAUCUCGCGUCUCUCGGAAACGUAGAACUGGUAGAAGGCACAUUUGCCAACGAGCACGACCUGCGGCGCGCCUACCACGGCUGCGACGGCGCGUUUGUCAACAUUGACGGGUUCAAUUGCGGCGAGAAAGCCGAGAUUUUCUGGGCAAUUCGGUGCUACGAGCUUGCCAUUGAGGCAGGCGUUGUGUUUUAUGUGUACGCCAAUUUGGACUAUGCGUAUAAAAAGUCGGGAUAUAAUCCCCUGUUUCGGGCGGGACAUUAUGAUGGCAAAGGACGCGUGGCGGAGUUUAUCCUUGCGCAGAACAGCAGCAACAAAGACAAUAACGACAAUAAGAACGGCAACAAUAACAAAAAUAACAAUAACGACAAUAACGGUAAGAUGAAUACGAAUACGUUGAGUAGCAGCGGCUCCACGAACAGCGCGGGAACCAUGGGAGUCGCGGCGUUUACGACAGGACCAUAUAUUGAAAUGACCAUUGGAGCCAACACGCCCAUGACGCCGAGUAUCGAAGAAGGAGACGACGACGGCAACAGCGCAAUCGUAACAUGGCGCGUCCCUCUUGGCGACGGCGCAGUCCCGCACGUCGCGCUCGACGACUGCGGCUACUACGUGCGGUGGCUGUUUGACCACCCCGAGCGAGCACACGGGAUGGAUCUCGAGGUGGCUAUUGAACAUAUCCGCUAUGCGGACCUAGCGCGGGCGUUUGAGAAAGUGACGGGCCAUCCGGCGCGGUAUGUUGAUGUCAGCCUGGAGGAGUACUGGGACAGUGGGCCCAUGGCGGGAUCAGCGUCGCGCGGGACAGGGUAUAAUGCGGACCCAGAGGACGCGGCGACAAUGUCGAUCAAGGACAAUUUCACGGGGUUCUGGAACAUGUGGAAAUACUCGGGCGGGAAUGUGGGUGUGAUUCAGAGAGACUAUGCGUUGCUCGAUGAGAUUUUCCCGAGCAGGAUCAAGAGCGCGGAAGAAUGGUUCAGGCGGGAAGAUGAGCUGGGCAGGAAGUCGGGUAAGGGGUCGUUGUGGGAGAGGGUCCAGAAGGGGAAUUUGAAGCCCGUGAUGAAGUUGGUGGAGGAUAGGCUGAGUGGUCGGCUGUGAGGAGAUGGGUUUGGAUGAAUAUGUAGUGUGUGCCUCCGCCCCCCAAAUGUAUAUUAUGAGUAUGGUAGCGGUUUUGUUUGAGUUCUGUAAUGAAAUAAAUUUUCUGUUGUUAUUGGUAUUGUGUGAGUUGU
This is a messenger RNA of Xylona heveae TC161, 1352 nucleotides long. RefSeq names its product NmrA family protein. The transcript has 2 exons. Lineage: Eukaryota; Fungi; Ascomycota; Xylonomycetes; Xylonales; Xylonaceae. Bases 1 to 1221 code for a protein of 406 amino acids. The record is from RefSeq and is a predicted model, not a curated record.